AUGGAAAAAAUAUGUGGUGCCAGUUUUGGCAAAAUGUGCAACCAGGCAAAGCCUUAUUUGUUAACUGUGGGGUUGCAAUUUGGGAUGGCUGGAACAUACAUAUUCACCAAGGCAAGUCUGAAUCAUGGAAUGAGUCGUUUGGUGUUCAUUGUCUAUCGCAAUGCCAUUGCUGCAUUUGCCCUCGCUCCUUUUGCAUUGAUAUUUGAAAGGAAAACUAGGCCAAAGAUGACAAUCUCUGUCUUCAUACAGAUACUAGCUCUUGGAUUUCUGGAGCCAGUGAUUGACCAAGGCUUCACUUUCUUGGGGAUGCAAUACACUUCGGCUUCAUUUGCCUCUGCUGUUAUGAAUGCCGUACCCUCUGUAACCUUUGUGCUCGCAGUAAUCCUCAGGUUAGAGCGUGUAAAAAUCAAAGAGUUACGCAGUCAAGCGAAGGUGAUUGGAACAUUGGUAAGCUUUGGUGGGGCUUUGUUAAUGACCCUUUACAAAGGCCCUCAAAUGCACCUAUUUCAUCAUUCAAACACAACACACCAGCAAGAUGGAAGUCUCUCUCCUCAGAGUCACACAAACUGGGUCAAAGGAACUCUCUUUAUAUGCCUUGGUUGUGUGGCUUGGUCUUCUUUCUACAUUUUGCAGUCCAUAACGGUGAGAAAGUACCCUGCGGAACUAUCAUUAUCAUCCUUGAUAUGUUUGAUGGGUGCAUUGCAAAGUGCCGUGGUUGCGCUUGUAGCAGAUCAUAACUCUCGGGCAUGGGCUAUCGGUUUGGACUAUAGACUCUAUGGUCCUCUCUACACUGGAAUAAUGAGUUCAGGAAUAGCAUAUUAUAUACAAGGGUUGGUAAUGCAAAGCAGAGGACCAGUGUUCGUAACAUCCUUUAAUCCUCUUUGCAUGAUCAUCGUUGCUGCUUUGAGUUCCUUCCUUCUAGGAGAACACAUUUAUCUGGGAAGUAUCGUUGGAGGCAUCAUUAUCGCAGUGGGUCUUUACUCUGUUGUGUGGGGUAAAGGAAAAGAUGAUGCAGAGCUCACACCACCAUUAGCAACGACAAAUAAAACAGAAACACAACAGCUGCCAAUUACUUCAGCAACUAAUAAAUAA
Messenger RNA from Gastrolobium bilobum, 1092 nucleotides. Its product is annotated as WAT1-related protein At4g08290-like. Gene Ontology annotation, cellular component: plasma membrane. NCBI's taxonomy places the organism in Eukaryota, Viridiplantae, Streptophyta, Magnoliopsida, Fabales, Fabaceae. The record is from RefSeq and is a predicted model, not a curated record. The transcript is spliced from 7 exons. The coding region runs from base 1 to 1092 and encodes 363 amino acids. Gene Ontology annotation, molecular function: transmembrane transporter activity.